This is a messenger RNA of Cyclospora cayetanensis, 915 nucleotides long. RefSeq lists its product as uncharacterized. The transcript has a single exon. The record is from RefSeq and is a predicted model, not a curated record. Gene Ontology annotation, biological process: DNA-templated transcription. Bases 1 to 915 code for a protein of 304 amino acids. Gene Ontology annotation, molecular function: nucleic acid binding; zinc ion binding. Lineage: Eukaryota; Apicomplexa; Conoidasida; Eucoccidiorida; Eimeriidae.
AUGCCCGUGCCUAGCGCCAAGGCUGUGCGUCUGGCACAGUGUGCCGAGGGCCUCUGUCUGCCGCUGGGUGACGCUGAGGCUUGCCGCUCUCUGGUGAUGCAAGACUUGCAACAGCUUGACGACUGCGUGGAGUUCCUCGUGCUGGGGCACAAAGUGAAGGGAGAUUCUACAGAUUCUUCAGGGCCCCCACGAUUGAAAUACGAAGCUCCGGGCAAGGCAGCAGCAGCGGAAUCACAGGCAGCUAGCCACUUGCAGUUAGGGCGGGAAGAGGCAGAGGGGUCUUCGCUGCCUCCUGCGGUUGCUGGAGGCUGCACACUUGUUUCAAAAAACGGCGUGAGUUUUGACUGGUUGGUAGCGUUGGGCUGUUUGAACUGUGGAGCACCCAUCUCUCUGCGUCGGGAUUUGGUGGGAGCAGCCGAGGGAGCGGCAGCAGCGGCAAAAGUGGGAGCUUCCGAAAAAGGUAGCCAGGAGGCCCUCCUAGCCGCUGCAGAGAAGGCAGUGCUGAAGUGCAGACACUGUGGGCACGACAUCGCGCCACUUCAUUCGUCAGAGGAAAGCGAAUCGCUGGUUGACAGGAUGGACGACCAGCCAGCGUGCCGGCCCGGCUUAGCGGCGGGAGGGGUAUACCUCUUUGGCAGUAGGCGAUGCUAUAAUUUUGGAACGAUUGGCAAGAAGAGCUGGCAGCAACGCUUCUUGGGAGCCGAGUUCGAGCAGCAGCGGCUGCAGCAUCACCUCAAGAUUAUGUUGGCGGCAGGAGAAGGGGGUGGGGGCAAGGCUGUGUGCAAAGAAACAUGCGAAAAAUGUGGGCAUCACGAGGCUUUCUUCUCGACGUUCCAGGCCCGAAGUGCAGAUGAAGGCAUGACGGUUAUGUACGAGUGCACCAAGUGCCACCAUCGGCGUGUCUUCAACAACUGA